GUUGUCAAGAGCUUAAACCAAAAACAUCUCAUCUGGUGUCAAUAGCUUUACUACUACUACAAAUUUAAGAGAAUGUUGCUUGGCAAUGGAAACAUGUGCAAAUCCAAGAAUCCCGCAGAGUCAGACUUAUCAGAUUGUUUACCAAAUCAUCAUCAUCAUCAUCAUCAUCAAUUAGUAGUAACCGUGGGAAGCGAAACAAGUCGAGUGCAUGCAGCUCUGAACCUCCACGAGGAGGAGGCCGCCAUGCCCCCAUGGCCGAGUUCCAGCAACUCCUGCUUCCACCAAAACAAAAACAACAAUGUUGAGAACAAGAAGGUAUGUAGUAAGUGCGACCGCGACCAUGACCACGACCACGACCAAAACAACAACAGCAUUAGUAAUGGCAUUCAGGACAUGAAGAGUGUGGAGAUUAAUAAUAAUAAUGAUCAUAAAGAUCAUGUGGUGGUGGAGGUAGAGCACGCUGUCAACAACGCCAAUAGCUCUUUUGCUCAUGCAGUCAUCAACAUGGUUGGAAUGCUUAUUGGGCUGGGGCAACUAGCAACACCAUACGCAUUACAAACAGGAGGAUGGGCAUCAGUAUUCCUCCUAAUCGGACUUGGCAUAAUCUGCUCCUACACAUCCCACCUCCUCGGCCAAUGUCUCUCCAGAAACUCCAAACUAAUGAACUACACCGACCUCGGCCACCUCUCCUUCGGCACCAAAGGCCGAAUCCUAACCACUUCCUUCAUCUACUUAGAAAUCUUCAUGUCCUUAGUUUCCUACACCAUCUCUCUCCACGACAAUUUAACCACCAUCUUCUCUACAUCCCACCUCAACCAUCUCAACAACUUUUUUUUAUCUAAUUGUCUCUCGACUUCUCAGUUGUUGACGGUGAUAGCGGUGCUUGUGGCGUUGCCAAGCCUGUGGCUGAGGGAUUUGUCGUCCAUUUCGUUUCUUUCGAGUGGGGGGAUUUUGAUGUCGGUGGUUAUUUUUGUGACGGUGGCGUGUACAGCGGUGUUUGGCGGAGUGGAAGUGAAUAAGGAGGUGGCGGUGUUGCGGCUGGGGAAUAUUCCGGCGAUAUCUGGGCUUUAUAUAUUCAGUUUUGGAGGGCAUAUUGUUUUUCCAGAUCUUUAUAGAGAAAUGAGAGAUCCUUCCAAGUUCACCAAGGUAUCUAUAGUGAGCUUCUCAUUGGUGACAGCACUUUAUACAACCUUAGCCUUCAUGGGUGCCAAAAUGUUUGGCCCUGAAGUAAAUCCCCAAAUCACCCUCAGCAUGCCCAGGAACCUAAUAUUUACAAAAAUUGCAUUAUGGGCCACAGUUUUAACUCCCAUGAGCAAAUAUGCCCUCGAAUUUGCUCCUUUUGCGAUGCAACUCGAGCGCAAUCUUUCCAAAUACUGUUCCAUGAAAUCCAGAACAAGGUUGAUCAUACGGGGCUGCGUUGGUUCAUGUUUGCUGCUUGUAAUUCUAACCUUGGCUCUUUCUGUGCCAUAUUUCGAGCACGUUCUGAGUCUUACAGGCUCACUUGUCAGCGUUGCGAUUUGUGUCAUCUUCCCUUGUACAUUUUACACCAAGGUUUUUUGGACCCAAAUAUCAAAACCAAUGUUGAUUCUCAAUGUAACACUGGUUUUGCUUGGCUGCUUUCUUGGGGCAUCCGGAACCAUUUCUUCUUUCAAGCUGCUUGUAAGGAACUUGCAUAGAGCUCACUUAUGAUGACAAGCCAAUGCAGGAUAAACUAGUCUUUUAGUAAUGUUGUACGAUAUGGAAAAAUUAUUAGAAAAAUGAUUAUAAAAUAAAAUAUGUGCAUCAGAUUCAUUCUGAGUGUGAGGCAUAUCAUAACAAA
Molecule: messenger RNA, 1819 nt
Organism: Camellia sinensis
Lineage: Eukaryota; Viridiplantae; Streptophyta; Magnoliopsida; Ericales; Theaceae
Product: amino acid transporter AVT1H
Biological process (GO): amino acid transmembrane transport
Cellular component (GO): vacuolar membrane
Molecular function (GO): L-amino acid transmembrane transporter activity
Source: RefSeq, a predicted model, not a curated record